Peromyscus leucopus (white-footed mouse) is the source of this 3819-nucleotide messenger RNA. RefSeq names its product flavin containing dimethylaniline monoxygenase 5 (gene Fmo5). Gene Ontology annotation, molecular function: N,N-dimethylaniline monooxygenase activity; flavin adenine dinucleotide binding; NADP binding. The transcript is spliced from 8 exons. Bases 1 to 1602 code for a protein of 533 amino acids. The record is from RefSeq and is a predicted model, not a curated record. NCBI's taxonomy places the organism in Eukaryota, Metazoa, Chordata, Mammalia, Rodentia, Cricetidae.
AUGACCAAGAAAAGGGUCGCCAUAAUUGGGUCGGGAGCAAGCGGGCUCACCUGUAUCAAGUGCUGCCUGGAAGAAGACUUGGAACCCGUCUGCUUUGAAAGGUCCGAUGACAUCGGAGGUCUGUGGAGGUUCCAGGAGAACCGUGAAGAAGGCAGGGCCAGUAUUUACAAGUCCGUGAUCAUCAACACCUCUAAGGAAAUGAUGUGCUUCAGUGACUACCCCAUCCCAGACCACUACCCCAACUUCAUGCACAACUCCCAGGUCCUGGAGUACUUCAGGAUGUAUGCUAAAGAAUUUGACCUUCUCAAAUACAUCCAAUUCAAGACCACAGUGUGCACCGUGAAGAAGCAACCCGACUUCUCUACUUCAGGUCAAUGGGAGGUGGUCACUGAGUGUGGAGGGAAAAAGCAGGUGGCUGUCUUCGAUGGAGUCCUGGUUUGUACAGGCCACCACACGGACGCUCACCUACCCCUGGAAAGCUUUCCUGGAAUUGAAAAGUUCAAAGGAAAGUACUUUCACAGCCGAGACUAUAAGAACCCAAUAGAAUUCACUGGGAAAAGAGUCAUUGUAAUUGGCAUUGGGAAUUCUGGAGGGGAUCUGGCUGUGGAGAUCAGCCACACAGCCAAGCAGGUAUUCCUCAGUACCAGGAGAGGAGCUUGGAUCUUAAACCGCGUGGGGAAAAAUGGAUAUCCUACCGAUCUGCUGCUCUCCUCUCGACUUUCCUACUAUUUGUCAAAGAUCCUUAGCCCAUCACUAAUAAACGGAUUUAUGGAAAAACAGAUGAACCAAAGAUUUGAUCAUGAAAUGUUUGGCCUGAAGCCUAAACACAGAGCUCUGAGUCAGCAUCCCACAGUAAACGACGAACUGCCAAAUCGCAUCAUUUCUGGCUUGGUGAAGGUGAAAGGGAACGUGCGGGCGUUCACGGAGACGGCCGCCAUAUUCGAGGACGGCUCCAGGGAGGAUGACAUCGACGCGGUCAUCUUCGCCACAGGCUACAGCUUUGCCUUUCCUUUCCUUGAAGACUCUGUCAAGGUCGUCAAAAACAAGGUGUCCUUGUACAAAAAGGUCUUUCCGCCUAACCUGGAAAAGCCGACUCUUGCGAUCAUCGGAUUAAUUCAACCCUUGGGGGCCAUUAUGCCCAUUUCUGAGCUCCAAGGGCGCUGGGCCACCCAAGUGUUCAAGGGGCUGAGGAAAUUGCCCUCACAGAGUGAAAUGAUGGAGGAAAUAAAUAAGGCUCGAGAGGAGAUGGCAAAGAGGUAUGUGGACAGCCAGCGCCACACUAUCCAGGGCGACUACGUAGAGACCAUGGAAGAGAUUGCAGAGUUGGUGGGUGUCAGGCCCAAUCUCCUGUCUCUCGCCUUCACUGACCCCAAGCUGGCAUUACGGUUACUACUGGGACCCUGCACUCCAGUCCAGUAUCGCCUGCAGGGCCCCGGAAAGUGGGCAGGAGCUCGGCAAACGAUUCUGACCACAGAAGAUCGUGUAAGGAAGCCUCUGAUGACAAGGGUGGUUGAAAAGGGGGACUCUGGGGCUUCUCUGACGACGAUGCGCGUCUUCAUGCUAGCUGUUGUUUUCUUUGCUGUAAUCCUGGCUUAUUUUUAGAUGGGGCACUGUCAGCCUCCUGGCUUUCCCUGGAAAAGCCUCAUCUAGCAACACCUCAGAACCUGACAAGACUGAACACUGAGCAUCAUACUGCUCAGAAACCUCCCCCCCACCCCUUCUCAUUUUUCCUUUUGCAAGGCUGGGUUUUCAUUUAUCAAUUCAUCUUCCUUCUUCUCUUGAGCCUCCACUUUUUCCUUCUGGAAAUUCCGAGACGAUGAAGUCAGGGCCUCUUUCCUCGUCUCCAUAUGUUAUCUGCAGAGUCCAUUUAAUGCUUGACUGCUGUAUUUCUAAUCUUGCACACCUCGACUUCAGAAUGCAAUCAUUCAUCCUGAAAAGACUGCUCCUGUUAUCAGGCACAUACUGGCUACAGUUUGACCUUGUAAGCAGAGGCAACGUGUCCAGCUCAGGAAUUCCUGCAGAGGGCAGUCCAGCAAGAAUUAACCGCUUAGUGCUGAGGGCUGGAAGUCCAGGAUCAAGGAUGCCGACAGUGAGGAACUCCUGGCUUCAUAAUUAGUACAGUGAGGGCAUUGAAUGGCAAAACAGAAAACAUGUCCUGAGCUAAGUUCCGACAUGUGGCACGUGCUUAAUAAAUACUCAGUGAUAUAUAGGAAAUAAGCUGGCCUCCCUAAGUCAAUCUAGUAAAUGUCUGACUCUAUGGAACUCUUCUUCUGAUACAAUUCAAUGUCUAGCUGGAGGUUAAUUUUCGUUUUUAUAUUAUAACUGAAUAGGCCCACCUUUAAUGUGGGUACUGGAUUUGAACUCGGGUCUUCUUGCUUUCAUUAGCAAGUGCUCUUACCAAGCCAUCUCCCUGUCACCUGCUUCUGCUUUCUUUAACAAAGAGACUACUAGACUGAACAUAGUGGCACAUAUGCUAGGACUGGGGAGUUCCAGGCAAAGGAUCACCGCAAGUUCAAGACCAGCCUAGUCUGCAUAGUGAGUUUCAGGCCAACCAGGUUUGCGUAGUGAGAACUUGCCUCCAACAACAACAACAACAGCAAAAUACAAAACAAGAAAAGAAAUUGCUCCCUGGGUUUAGAAGUCAUUGAAAGAAACUGCCAUCUUCCAAUAGGUAAGCUGAAGAGUGUGAGGGUUUUGCUUAGCUGUCCUGGCUUGACCUGUAAGUGCCUGUAUUAGGAUGGAGGAGGGUUUCAGCUGAGGAGGUGAGUGACUGACUGCCAGCUGCUGAGGCCCAGCUGCUGAGGUGGGGUCUGCCAGGGUGAUUUAGUUCUCCGCCUCUCUACCCUCUCCUUCCAUUCAGAGUCUACAAAGAGUCAAUGAGGUCAUUUAUGUCUUAAGAUAGAAUUCAUUUUUACGGUACUAAUAUUAACCAGGGCAUUCGGCCUAGACCAGUUCUUCUUGGGUGCUACAGUGCAGUUCAGAAAAACAGGAAGUGAUCUGUGUAGCAGGCUUUCUUGUCAGGCUAUCUUUGGACCAUCAGCCCAGAAAUAAUGACCCAGAGACUUAUUAUUAAUUAUGAAAGCUUGGCCUUAGCUUAGGCUUUUUCCCAACUUGCUCUUAUAACUUAAUUAACCCAUUUUUAAAAAGUCUACAUUUUGCCACGUGGCUCAGCUACCUCUUCUUAGCACAGCACAUCCGACUUGCUCCCAGUCUGCUGGCGAAAUCAUGCACCUAGAUUGCUCCUCCCAGUUUCUCCCUCCCUGCCUAUAACUCCUGCCUAUACCUCCUGCCUAGCUAUUGGGCGUUUUGCUUUUUUUUUUUUAAAAAAAAUUACUCCAAUCACAGCAAUACACCUUCACACAGUGUACAAACAUCCCACAACAGAACUGAACUGCAGACAUUAAGAAGCAUCAGCUAUCGGGUUCACUGAACUCCCUAGGGAUAGGUACUGGACGUGCAGGCAGGGUGCCUUCAGAACUAACUGCUGUGCAGUAUGUCUCUAAAUGGACUGUUGCCAGUCACUGAAGUAGGGGGUAAGUUUGGUCAGCGCAAAGAACAGCGUUAGAAUAGCACAAAUAUGCAUAAGCAGAUCUGUGAGAAUUCACACUCUUUCCUCAUCAUACAUGUAAUCGGAAGCUGCCUGACAUUUCACCCCGUGCACCUUCUGCAGACUUAAGUACUGAGCCCUGGUAUGGUUCCUGGGGUCCUUUUCCUUCCCCAAUCCUUUUGAAACUGUUUCUCAUUAUUAAAAUGGUUCUGGGAUUUUUUAAAUAUGAAGAUUGCUUUUGUUCAAAAAUAAAUUGAAGCACUGCAUCUGAA